GUUAGCCGGGCUUUGGUCCUCACUCUGAAAACCUCCCGUCUCUCCCUUAAACAAAAAGGGAAAGAUUAGCCAGCCCUCGCUAGAGCACGGCAUUGUUCGCGGGCAGCCGGAGGAGAGCAGCGCCAGAGGGAAGGGGCAAGAGGGAGAGGGAAUUCAGAUGCAAUCUUCACCAACUAUCCCCCUUCUCUCUCUUGUGAAACUGCAGGCAGCCUCAACAUUCAUGUGGUAGAGGGACGGAAGCCGUUCCUAACAUUUUGGGGUUAUUGGAGUGGCUGGAUUUUUUCUGGAGUUGAGCAUCAAAUUCAGAAGACUGAAGCCCAGGCUUACUGUCUACCUUUCACGGAGGCCAAGCCGUGAGAGGACAGAGGAAGGAACGUGGCGAAUCAUGACAGCAGAUAAAGAGAGAGAUCGUGAUCGGGACAAGGAGAGAGACAGAAGAGAUAAACGAGAGAGUGAACAUUCCAGGCCACGGCGCAGUUGUACUUUAGAAGGAGGUGCCAAAAAUUAUGCAGAAAGUGACCACACGGAAGAUGAAGACAAUGACAAGGAUAGUGCUACAAAUGAGGAGUCUGGUAAAAAAUCCAAAAUAAAGAAGCCACCUAAAAAGAAAUCACGUUAUGAGAGAGCAGAGACUGGUGACAUAACUUCGUUUGUUACAGAGGAUGAUGUUGUCUACAGGCCUGGAGAUUGUGUUUACAUAGAGAGCCGUCGCCCUAACACACCGUAUUUCAUCUGCAGCAUUCAAGAAUUCAAACUGAGCAAACGGGACCAUCUGCUAAUGAAUGUCAAGUGGUACUAUCGCCAAUCAGAGGUGCCUGAUUCAGUCUACCAACAUCUAGUUCAGGACCGGCAUAAUGAGAAUGAUUCUGGCCGUGAGCUUGUGAUCACAGACCCAGUGAUUAGAAGUCGGGAGCUCUUCAUUUCGGAUUAUGUCGACACCUAUCAUGCUGCAGCACUCAGAGGGAAAUGCAAUAUUAUUCACUUUUCUGACAUUUUUGCUGCGAGAGAAUUCAAGCCACGACCAGACCAGUUCUUUUAUAUCUUAGGCUACAACCCAGAGACGAGAAGGCUGAACAGCACCCAGGGAGAAAUCCGUGUGGGACCCAGCCAUCAGGCGAAGCUUCCAGAAUUGAAGCCUCUUCCCCUGUCCACCGGUGAAAUGAUAACGGAACACGAGGAGCUGGUUUGGACUCCUGGUGUCAAUGACUGUGAGCUUCUGAUGUACCUGAGGGCAGCCAGGAGUAUGGCUGCCUUCGCAGGCAUGUGUGAUGGUGGAUCAACAGAAGAUGGCUGCCUUGCAGCAUCUCGUGAUGACACUACAGUAAAUGCAUUGAAUACUUUACAUGAGAGCAGUUACGAUGCAGGGAAGGCCUUGCAGAGACUGGUUAAGAAGCCCGUCCCCAAACUGAUUGAAAAAUGUUGGUCUGAAGAUGAAAUGAAACGCUUCAUCAAAGGACUGAGGCAGUACGGCAAGAACUUCUUCAGAAUUCGCAAAGAGUUGCUACCAAAUAAGGAGACGGGUGAACUGGUAACAUUCUAUUACUACUGGAAGAAAACCCCAGAAGCAGCCAGCUCCCGUGCUCACCGUAGACAUCGCAGACAGGCCGUGUUCAGAAGAAUUAAAACACGUACUGCCACCACCCCAGUGAACCCAUCUCGACCACCAUCUGGUGAAUUCUUGGAUCUCAGCUCGGCAAGUGAGGAUGACUUUGACAGUGAGGACAGUGAACAGGAAUUGAAAGGCUACGCCUGUCGUCACUGUUUUACCACCACAUCUAAAGACUGGCAUCACGGAGGAAGGGACAACAUAUUAUUGUGCACAGAGUGUCGGAUUCACUUCAAGAAAUACGCGGAACUGCCACCAAUCGAGAAGCCAGUGGAUCCCCCACCCUUUAUGUUUAAACCAGUUAAAGAAGAAGAAGAUGGACUCAGCAGCAAACAUAGCAUGAGGACCAGAAGGAGUAGGGGCUCGAUGUCUUCACUGCGCAGUGGUCGUAAAAAACAGACAGCCAGCCCUGAUGGUAGAACCUCUCCUAUCAAUGAAGACAUCCGGUCCAGCGGCCGUAAUUCUCCCAGUGCUGCCAGCACAUCCAGUAAUGAUAGCAAAGCAGACUCUAUGAAAAAGUCCAGCAAGAGGUCAAAGGAUGAUUUGUCGUCACCGUCAAAGAGCACCAAACGCCAAAGAGAAAAGGUUGCUUCUGAUACAGAAGAACCAGAAAGGUUAAAUUCAAAGAAAUCUAAGACACAGGAGAUCAGCAGGCCAAAUUCGCCGUCUGAAGGAGAGAGUUCUGACAGUCGCAGUGUGAAUGAUGAAGGAAGCAGUGAUCCAAAAGAUAUUGACCAGGACAAUCGCAGUACGUCACCAAGUAUCCCGAGCCCAAGGGACAAUGAAAGUGACUCUGACUCAUCAGCACAACAGCAAGUGUUGCAGUCUCAGCCCCCAGUACAUCAGAGUCCGUGCACCUCUCUGCCGCUGACGCCACUGGAACCACCGCCCAUGCCCCCGCCGCCAUCUUCCUGUGCAGUGUCCAUUCCGCAGACCUUGUCUCCGGUUCCGCAGCCUCGCAGUCAGACACCACCUCAUUCCCUGAUGCAGCCCGCACCACAGCUCCACCCCCAGAGGCUUGCGUCGCCGCAUCCGCCGGUCCAGCAGCCGCUGCAGCCUCAACCGCAGCCCCUCCCACAAUCGCAGGCCCAGCCCCAUGCGCAGGUGCAGCCACUGCCUCACCCUUUGCCGCCGCCUGCCCACAUGCAGCACCAGCUGCAGGGGCCGCCCUUCACCAUCAACCCCCCGCCUCAGAUCCCUCAGACUUCUUCGCAAGCGUCUGCUGCCGUGCACCCGCAGUCGCAUGGUCCGAUGCAGGUCCAAGCUCAACCUUCGCCUACCCAGGCACAGGCACAGGCACAGCCUCCGAGGGAGCAACCUCUGCCACCGGCUCCUGUGUCCAUGCCCCACAUCAAGCCGCCACCCACCACACCAAUCACUCCCAUUUCCAACCCCCCAUCACACAAACCCCCUCCCCAUCUCGCAGGCCAUCCUCCUUUCCCGCAAAUGCCUUCAAACCUCCCACCUCCUCCUGCCUUAAAGCCGCUGAGCUCCCUUUCCACACAUCAUACCCCCUCUGUUCAUCCCCCUCCAUUACAGCUAAUGCCCCAAACGCAGCAAAUUCAGCCCCCUCCUGCGCAACCUCCCGUAUUAACCCAAGCCCAGAAUCUCCCAGCAAAUGCAGCUCACCCCCAACCAGUGCCCCACCAAGUCUCUUCCCAGCCUCCGUAUGCCCAGCAUUCUUUCAUCCCAUCGGGUGCCCCUAACAUCGCAUCGUCGUCAGCCACCCCCACUUCCAGCGUGGCACCCAUCUCUACCAUCCAGCCCACAGCGUCAAUUGUCACAUCCAUGUGCUCCACCGGGAACGCGGUGAGCACUGCUCCCGCCACCAUGACAAGCAUUCAGAUUAAAGAGGAAAUCCAGGAUGAGGCAGAGGACGCAGAUAGCCCACCACCAUCUCCCAGCAGAAGCCCCUCUCCAGAACCAACUGUCGUCAGCACACCGAGCCAUGCCAGUCAAUCAGCCAGGUUCAUCAAAUAUUUGGAUCGUGGCUACAACUCCUGUGCACGAACAGAUCUGUACUUUGUACCAUUGCAAGGCUCGAAACUGGCCAAGAAACGGGAAGAAGUAAUGGAAAAGGCCAGACGAGAAGCAGAGCAGAAGGCCAAAGAAGAGAAGGAGAAGGAAAAGGAGAAAGAAAAAGAGAGGGAAAGAGAACGGGAACGUGAGAGGGAAGCUGAGCGAGCAGCGAAGGCAUCCAGCUCUUCCCAUGAGGGACGCAUGUCAGAAUCCCAGCUUGUUGGCCCCACACACUUACGACCUUCAUUUGAGCCGCCACCAACAACGAUUGCAGCCGUUCCUCCUUACAUUGGGCCGGACACUCCGGCACUAAGGACUCUCAGUGAAUAUGCAAGGCCACAUGUCAUGUCUCCAACCAACCGCAACCACCCAUUCUUCGUCCCACUAAAUGCAUCAGAUCCAAUCCUGGCUUACCACAUGCCCAGCCUCUACAGCGCCGACCACGGGAUGAGGGAGAGAGAACUCCGCGAGAGAGAGAUUCGAGAGAGGGAGAUUCGUGAACGGGAAUUCCGAGAACGGAUGAAACCAGGCUUUGAGGUCAAGCCACCUGAACUGGAAGGCCUUCAUCCAACGGCUAAUCCUAUGGAUCCAUUUGCUAGGCAUGGCGGAUUAACAAUUCAGCCAGCAACAGGAGCACACCCAUUCCCCCCCUUCCACCAUGGAUUGAAUCCACUAGAGAGAGAGAGACUCGCCCUUGCAGGCCCCCAGCUGCGGCCUGAGAUGUCCUACGCUGAUAGACUGGCUGCGGAAAGAAUACACGCAGAACGCAUGGCAUCACUUGCAAAUGACCCACUUACGAGACUACAGAUGUUCAAUGUGACGCCGCAUCACCAUCAGCAUUCACACAUACAUUCACACUUACACCUACAUCAACAAGAUCCACUACAUCAAGGUUCAGGAGGUGUCCAUCCAUUAGUGGAUCCUCUAGCAGCUGGACCACACUUGGCUCGCUUUCCUUAUCCUCCAGGUGCAAUCCCAAACCCACUGUUAACCCAGGGUCCACAUGAACACGAGAUGCUCAGGCAUCACCCUGUCUUUGGUGGACCAUACCGAGACCUGCCCAGUGCUCUCCCAGCUCCUAUGUCAGCAGCGCACCAACUACAGGCAAUGCACGCCCAGUCGGCAGAACUACAGAGACUGGCUAUGGAACAGCAGUGGCUGCACGGUCAUCACCACAUGCACGGAGGUCCCCUCCCUGGACAGGAGGACUAUUACAGUCGGCUGAAAAAAGAAAGUGACAAGCCACUUUAAGCCCUGAAUCUCACGGAGGCUCGCUCACGAGGCCAAGGAUCACUCAACCAGUACUUUGGAAGGAACUAUGACAUCCUGGAAGAAAGAAAAAAAGGAGAUGACAUCCAAAGCUUUUAUCCUCCCCAACUAAAGGAUUGUAUGAUUUUAAUUUCUGAUAUUCCUUUCCGGAGGAAGAAUCAUACAAUGCUGGCUGUGGAUCUUUGCACAAAGCGCUAUUCUGUAAUGUGAUGGUGGGAAAUGCACAUUGAACAGUAUGUCUGACUGUUCUUGUAUUGGUACCAGACCAGGUUUCAAUUGGAUACUGCACAAUACAACCUAACACACAAAAACGAUUAAACAAAGUUCUAGUAGAAAUACUAUAAUACAUUUUAUGGUUCCUUAAAUAAUAUGUAGGAUAUCUUUAAAGAGAAAAAUCUGUGGCAUGGCUUCUGAAUUUGUAAAUAAAGAAAAAGAACCUUGUACGUAAAGGGUUAGUUGUGGAUUUCUAAUUGGACGGCAGACUGCAAAGCUAAGUGUUUGAAACAGCGUUCACUUCCUUUGGUUAAAGGAGAAGUUAGCUGGAUGGUAACGUUGACUCUGAAAUGGAGUGGGUUUUUAUUAUCGUGUGUCUGGUAGCAGUGGCAAUGCAUCAAAAGGUUGCAGGGAUUGUGGUCCAGACAAUGUCAACAUAGAUUUUAAAAUAUAAUAAUGCAAGCCUGCAUAAAUAGUAUUUUACCAUCGCCAGGUUUGGACAUCCCAUGCUGGUCAACAGUGCAGACUAUUACUAGACUUACCGCUUGCCAACAGCAUAAAAAAUUUGUAAGCUUUCCAUUCUGAUCAUUAAAAACAUUUUCAGUAUCUGAAAUAUUUAAGAGAUGGUUGAAUCUUUUAAUUCCAUUUUAUAGUUAUAAUUCAAUGAUUUAAUAUUUUGAAAAUAAACUAAUUAUAAGGAACAAAUAAGCUACUUUUAUAUUUGAUGCGUUUAAUUUCACAUCUUUGUUAAAUAUUAAGAUAAUGCAUAUGCCUGUAACAGCAUUACCAAUUUUUACUUUUUGCUUGCCAACUUAUUUUUGCUAUAUGAGGAUGAUAUCGUGGCUACUGACAUGUCUCAAUUUGUUUUCACAAAAUGGAUUGUGAAGUUUGCGGAAACUGAUAAGGACCAAACAUAUAAGCUAAACAAUUAUUGUUAAUAGCCCUUCAUUUAACAGUGAGCCACUGACAAGCAUUUGAGCAGCACAGUCCACUUGAACUGUGGAAUUCAGUUGUACACAUUUGUACAUUUCUGACUUAAUGGUUACGAGGAAGUAAUCUUCUGUAUUUAACAAGGAAUUGGAAUAAGGGUAUGUGCUUGUGAUUACUGAAGCCUGAUGGAAAAAAUAUCCUUUUAUUUCUGGGAUAAAGGUUCUAAGAAUGACUAAAAGAUAAUAGUCAAAAGCAUUCAGUUUUGAAAUUUAUUUUAUAUUAAAUAUUAUAGUAGCUGUUUUAAUUUUGGGCUGUUAAUUACUUUGUGGAAAUUUAUACCCAUUUUUGGUUAAAAGUAGCAGAAAAUUGUCAUAGUUAACCAUUGCACACCAGUGUCUGGUGUCAGUGGUUGAGGUAUCUGAGAUGCCGGCGGUUAUGUCAAUAAAGUAGCAUUAAUUUUAGAGCAGGGUGCUGCUUGUUUUGCUUCUGUCAAUCACGUCUGUGUAUCUUUUUAAAAAAAAUAACCUGACAAUAUCAUUCUUAAAAGUUACUGCAAGUUCAUGCUUUUAUGUUUUAUUGAUGAAACCGUUACGUUGCGUCGGAAGCUGAACGCAGAGAGUCUGGCUGAUGUCUGCACUGGGUGACUGGUUUCCUGAUGGUGCGUAUCUGUCUUUCCCCUUGAUUUUAUCAAGGACUGUAUAUUUGCCAUUUGUAGACUGUUAUGUGGUGUUCACUGUCAUAGGACUGUGUUUAAAAGGAAGAACUACAUGAUGUGCCGACAGCUCGGAUAGUGACACAAAGUUUUUUUUUAUUUUGCUUUUGUGUUUUCAGAAGUAAAAUGUUUAAUGUUGUCAAUGGUCCAGCUUCUUAUUUCACAGCAGCAUUAACAGAAUGUAAAUUCUGAUGCUAAAUUUAUAUAUAUCUUGAAGCUUAAUGUAUAUAAUAGUAGUUUGCCAUGGGAUAACACAAUGUAAACAAACUGUAGAAGCAAAGAUUGUGAGUUCUGUGUUUUCUCCAUUUGAGUAUUUUGUAAUUUUUGAAAUAUUUGUGACUUAAAUAAACCAACAGAG
Messenger RNA from Mobula hypostoma (lesser devil ray), 7107 nucleotides. RefSeq names its product arginine-glutamic acid dipeptide (RE) repeats a (gene rerea). Gene Ontology annotation, biological process: regulation of DNA-templated transcription. Gene Ontology annotation, cellular component: nucleus. Bases 386 to 4876 code for a protein of 1496 amino acids. Gene Ontology annotation, molecular function: sequence-specific DNA binding; transcription corepressor activity; chromatin binding. The record is from RefSeq and is a predicted model, not a curated record. Lineage: Eukaryota; Metazoa; Chordata; Chondrichthyes; Myliobatiformes; Myliobatidae. The transcript has 22 exons.